AUGGAUGGCCACGGCUUGGGCCACUUGAAGAUCUUACUGCAGACACAGCGAGGAUUGCUGCAGAGACGGCCCAAACUGGUGACCUCGCUUCUCACAGAUGUCUUUCGAUCUGAUGCAGGUAUUGCUUUGCGUAUGCUACGUGAGGGCAAUGUUGAAGCGAAUAUCUUCCAUCACAACGCAGCAAUUAGCACCUGCUUCAUAGGCCACAAAUGGCAAGAUGCAAGCCAGAUGCUGGAUACUUUGUUACAAACACCUGUGCAAGCCAACACUGUCACCUUCAACACCAUGCAGACCGUGCUGGAUGCAUCUGGGCAAUGGGCCAUGGCCACACUACUGCUUGAUUUGAUGGGACUCAGCACAGUGAAACCUGACCCACAAAGCUUCAACAUAGUCGUCUCUGCAUUCUCACGGCAAGUGCUUUGGACUCGUGCUGCAGCUCUCCUUUAUGAGACACGUCAGCAGCACACGCCCCAUGACACGGUCACGGUCAACAGCAUGCUAUCAGCUCUCGCGAGAGGAGGACGGUGGCUUGCUGCAAGCCAGUUGGUUAUGGAGCUUCCAAGAGCCCAAGUGCGGCUGGGAAUUUUGGGUCAGACAGCUGUUCUCAGCGCAUUUGUGGCCUGGUGGGCUGCCAUGCAAGAGCUGACGGAAUCUGCAGCACGAGGCUUCGAAUUUGCUUUGACGGGUCUCAGCGCAGCAAUCUCUGCCUGUGAGAAGGGAACUGCCUGGAGAAGAGCCAUGAGCACGUUUCACACGACAGCCAUUGCAGUACAACCUGAUAUCAUUUGCAUCAGCGCAGUCACCAGUGCACUGGAGAACUGUGUCAGGUGGCAAGAAGCCGUCUGGUCCUUGACCAUCAUGCACCAGAGUGGCCAUGAAGUCGACAACGAGAGUUGCAGUGCAGGAAUUGGUGCCUGUGAGAACGCCUGCCUUUGGGCGCGCAGUUUUGUUUUGCUGCGACACUUGCUGACAUCUUCUCUGCUCCCAACGAUUGUCACGCUCAACACCGCUGUGCUAACCUGUGCGCAAGUGGCAAGAUGGCAAACUGCCUUGGAGAUCACGGGCGGGUUGAAGCAAACCAUGCUGUUGGCUGAUCGAAAUACGUUCAAUGCAGUUCUUGCGUCCUUCAGCAGCUCUGGCCACUGGCUACAUGCAGUCAGCCUGACAAAUGAAAUGAUCACAGCAUUUCACUUGCCAGAUGAAGUGAGCUGUGAUGCUGCUUUCGCUGCUUGUAAGCAAGCAUCGCAAGCUUCCGCAGCUCUCGCAUUUUUGCACAGCGUGCAGUGUGUAGGACUUUCCCUGCUGCGUACAGGAAGUAAAAAGACGACUGGCAGACGCCCUGGGAGACGUGUCUGA
Messenger RNA from Cladocopium goreaui, 1356 nucleotides. The record is from the annotation of a GenBank genome assembly. Lineage: Eukaryota; Dinophyceae; Suessiales; Symbiodiniaceae.